GCUUCGCAUCGUAGAUUGCAUGAGGUCGUGGGUUCAAAUCCCACAGAGUCCACAUUUUUGAUCAUUUCUUCCUCUUUUUUUGGACUUGGGAGAGCCACCAUAUAAUUGCCGGCUUCGGUCUCCCCUUUUUUUCCCUCCUCUCUGCUUUUUUGUCCGGCUGGCUCAUGCAACGACGAUCGGGCCUCAGCAAAGGUCUGGCCCGUAUCUCUCUUCCAUCCCAGCACCGUCUCUCUGGCAUGGGUGCGGUCGACCCGUCGUUGCGCCCUCGGUGGCAGCACCGCGCUUUCGGCGUCCCCAAUCGCAUAUGGGUCAUCCUCCUCCUCGUCGCAUUCCUCGCAUCCCUCACUCGCGUACUCCCCUCCUACCAUCAACCAAAUACUCAGGUCUCCACCGUCGGUCUGUUACCCAAAAACUACUUACGCGAGACGUCUAUCUUUUCCGUCAACGCUUCUGAAUUAGACGCCAAUACCGCGGGCAGCUACCCUUUCGACUUUUGUCCCGUCUUCGGCCCCAAUGACGACUUGGCGCAGAGGUAUGGCGCUUUGGCUCUUACUCAGAGCCGGUUGCACGUUGGCAGCGGAGGAAGAAUACACCGUGUGCUCCACAAGGCCUUUCUUGGCCGGCCAAUUACGAUAAGUGUCUUAGGUGGAUCAGUUUCUGCUUGUCAUGGCGCCGGCGACGAUCCGUUAUCUUCGCAGUGCUAUCCUUCCAUGUUCUUCCAGUGGUGGCUAAACGUAUUCCCUCACCCCGCGUCCGAGCUCACCAAUGGAGCCAUGCGGCGGACAGACUCCGGCUACUUUGGCUUCUGCAGUGCUCAUCAUGUCCCAGAGCAUACCGAUCUUGUGAUAUUGGAGUUCGAUGCGGACGACAAGGGUGAUCAGUACAGCAUGGAAAACUUCGAACUGCUUGUUCGUUCCCUGUUGGACCGUCCAGAUCAACCCGCCGUCCUCGUCCUGGGCCACUUUAGCCCACAAGUUCACGACGAAUACGGUUUUGCCGGACCAGAGCAUUGGCAUAACAUCGUAGCACAGUUCUACGACGUGCCUCAUAUAAGCACGAAGCCUAUCCUCUAUCCCUCUUACAUGGACGAUCCAGAUUAUAUCAAACCGUACUACGCUGACCCAAUUCUAGCUAACUCCCAAGGACAUCGAGUUCUUGCAGACGUACUCGUUUCGUUCCUCCAAUCCCAGAUCUGUAGCGUGUGGUCAGCAGUGGCUGGCCGAUCCUUCGACUCCAUUCCAAUCCUGAUCUCAUCUGAUCCUGGCGGAAUAGGUGCAGAGCCCCACCUUUUCGGUGGCGCUGGGGCACGGAUGGGCGCCGCGCCCCCUGAGAUUGGUGGUGAGAUUGACGAAGCCAAGAAGACCCCGCGCCCUCCCCCCUCCGUUCCAAUAUAUCCUGAAUUAACCAUUCCGCCUGUACGGAUCAACACGCGAGCGCGGUCGGCUGCUCAUUUCGAGGAGCCUGCACCGUACUGUGUGUCAGCGAAUGACCUUGUGAAUCCCGUUCCACCUUCGUUGUUCUAUGGUUCGGGUUGGGAAGUUGCCCACCCUCCGCCUGGCGUAUCGCCGUUGUUGACGGCGGCGUAUUACUGGCACAGUACGACGGCCCUGAGUAGGUUACGGGUGCCUAUCCGAGUUGGGGCAGGCGAUGUGGGCAUAUAUUAUUUAAAGGAACCAAUCAGGGAUAUCGGGGAGGGAAGUCAGCUGGAGUGUUGGGUGGAUGAUAACUUCGGAGGGGCUGUCACUAUCGAAAACUCGGGUGACAUUUCAAGUCCGAUCCCAGCACUCGAAAUGAUCGACCAAAUGGUCUCUCGUGGGUCUCACUAUGUCGAGUGUCUGCUUAUAGGAGACCCGGGACAGACUAUUCCUUCAUUCAAGGUCCUAGGCGUUUUCUCGACGUGACCCCUCUUGCAUUCGGUUUUGUCUUGUGGAAAUGAGAGUUAUGCUGAAUACCUUUGACGCUUUGAAUAGACAUUUGCAUAUCUUGUUCGCGCACUAGGAUGUAGCUUUCGAUGGACUACAGGUAUCAUAGUAAAAGCACUGCCACCGCUGGAUCGUGGGA
Pisolithus orientalis is the source of this 2061-nucleotide messenger RNA. RefSeq lists its product as uncharacterized. Bases 165 to 1901 code for a protein of 578 amino acids. The transcript is spliced from 5 exons. NCBI's taxonomy places the organism in Eukaryota, Fungi, Basidiomycota, Agaricomycetes, Boletales, Pisolithaceae. The record is from RefSeq and is a predicted model, not a curated record.